Molecule: messenger RNA, 599 nt
Organism: Aspergillus japonicus CBS 114.51
Lineage: Eukaryota; Fungi; Ascomycota; Eurotiomycetes; Eurotiales; Aspergillaceae
Gene: fkbp3
Product: peptidylprolyl isomerase family protein FPR2
Exons: 2
Coding region: 186-599 (137 amino acids)
Biological process (GO): protein peptidyl-prolyl isomerization
Molecular function (GO): peptidyl-prolyl cis-trans isomerase activity
Source: RefSeq, a predicted model, not a curated record
CCGCCACCCACCGAUCACUCUCCAUUGGCACCUCCACUGCCGCCCCCAGAGAACAUAAAACGUACGUAACCCAUAACUUCCUUUCAACCUCACCACCACUACCACGACCAUUACCUCCCCCCCAAAUCCUCCAAAUCCCUCAACCCACCAAACCACCAAACAACCUACCAACCUCCCCAAACAAAAUGCACUUCCUCGCCCUCGCCCUCACCGCCCUAACGGCCACAUUCACCACCACCUGGGCGGCCUCAUCCGACCUCGGCAUCGAAGUCACCCACCCCGUCGAAUGCAGCCGCAAGACCCAGAGCGGCGACACGGUGCACAUGCACUACCGCGGCACGCUGGCGGCGGACGGCGCCGAGUUCGACGCCAGCUACAAGCGCGGGCAGCCGUUGGUGUUCAAGUUGGGGGCUGGGCGGGUGAUUAAGGGUUGGGACCAAGGCCUUCUCGACAUGUGCAUCGGCGAGAAGCGCACGUUGACCAUCCCCCCCGAGUACGGGUAUGGGAGUCGCGGCGUGGGCCCGAUCCCCGGCGGGGCGACGUUGAUCUUCGAGACGGAGUUGGUGGGGAUCGAUGGGGUGGCGAAGGAUGAGUUGUAA